AUGUCCACUCUCACGCCGUCUGAAGCUGGCCGCGCGCCGACCUGGGACGCCAUCGUCCAGGAGCGAGAUGCACAGGUCCAUCAUCAGACUGCCUUCAUCCCGCGCUCUGCUCUUGCCGACGGAUCUCGUGCAAGGCGGGCAAACACUCUCAAUGACGCUAGACCUGUAUUGGAUACACCUGGUUACAGCAACGUCAACAUUGAUAUCCCACUGGAUCCGCAGUCUUCAUUGCAUAUGGAGGUCACUCACGAUGGUAUGGUUACUGAGCUCGUCGCUCGAUUUGAGUCUUAUGGCGCUUACUCUGACGUCUGCGAAGUAUCUAACGAUAACCCAACCGAGUCACCUUCCGAUAUCGACAACGUUGCUGUACAGAAAGCGGAGCACCAGUACAAUACGUAUACCAUCGGUACAUCAGGACGCAGUCCCCGCAAAUCCAUACCCGCCCAAUGGCUUACGAAGAGUACUGCCCCCAAUCUCGCAACAGCGCAACGUGCCAAGGCAAGGACAUCCAAGACAGCAUGGGAUAGUGACUCUCCGGAUGAAGUCAAGACAUUGCGUGGAACGCGCAGUUCCGUCGAUCUCAGUAGAGCUCAUGGCAAGGAAGGCGCAACGUUUCUUACAAAGGAAGCCCUAGCUACUGUCGAUAGCACCAUAGCAUCGCCCACGUCUCCGCUCAGCCCCAGCAGACUGCAUGGCUCUCCAACGAAGCGGCCAUGGAACAGUCCCACCGGGUCACCUCUCCGCAGCAGCGCCCGCCAUCAGUCCAGCUUCUCCCUUCGCAUGUCGCCGACAAAGCCGACACACCUAAAUACCGACUCGAUUUCUGCAGGACACUCGCGAGCAUCUAGCAGCGUUGCGACAUCCACCGGCAGGGCUUCGUUUCACACUGUACAGGGGUCGCCAGUAAGGAGUCCUGCAAGCACGGAGCAUAGCUUCCAAUCUGCUGCAGAGAACCCUGAAGACCUUGACGUCCCCAGUGUUGACUUGUAUGCUGAUAGCGAUGAUGAGCAGGUGCACUACGAGCCCGGUAGUCCGCGAUCUGACACCGCGAGAACGAACGCUGAAGGAAAGCGAAAGUCAUUGACACCGAGGCUUUCGCUUGUCAUUCCUACGCCUCGCCGUGACAAUCGUGAAGAUUCCAUGGACUCCCGCCUUGCCGAUGGUCCGCUGAGUCCAGAUUCACCCACGCAGGUGUCGCGUAUUCCCCGAGCCGGCGCCGCCAGCAAGACCGCACCCCCCGUACGCACCAUCAAGCGCGUCGAAUCUGUCAAAUCAUUGCAGAAGAAGAUCAAGGAGCUACAGCUAGCCAUGCAGAUGGAUGCAGCCCAGUUAGAUGCUAUCCAGAUCCCCCUACCCGCGACGCCUGCGCCGGCCCCUCUACGCCACGUUCGCACCGUCGACAGCACCGGUUCAACUCCGAUCAUCUCGCGAAGUUCAGGAUCGCACAAACCUGGUGGAAUGACUGAUGUCGCUUCAGAAGAUGACCAAGUACAGUCUACUCGCGGCAAAGGUCCUGCCAUUUCUGCCGAUGUCACCAGCCCAGACCAGCCAGCCGACGCACCGGGAUGUGAUGCUAGCUACGAGCACGCGCAAACGUUCAAGGUCGAUCAAGAGGCAGCGCAGAACGCUGUACAACCCAAGAACGUGCCAUGGGGUGUCCCGACAAGUCUUGCUCAUGGUACGACGCUCACACCUCCUAUCAGCGUACCCACGAUCGUCGUCAUGAUGGCUCACAAUUUGGACAUAGGGAACCUGAACCUCAACACCCAACAACACGAGGCUGUUUCCGACUCCACGAACCGAGUCGAUGACGUCGAGAACGCGUCUUCAUCCAGAGGGCGAAGUGAACGUAUGGGCUCGGACCUUCGCGCAACUGCUACGGAAUUCGUACCUCAGCCUCCGACCACGACCAGUCCGAUCGACGCUACCACGGAGAACACACCUCUCAGUCAAUCUCUCGACAUAGCCGACCUGCCGGAUGCGACGGUGCUCGAUAGAAACGGCGUACCUUUCCUCUGGUACAUGUACGGCGUACAGUUUGCUUACGAACAGGGUUACCGCAACGGUCGUCCAAAGUCGCCCAAGAAGUACAAGCCGAACAAGAACCAGCGCAAGUCUAUCUCCUCUCCAGCCGAUGCUGCGCCUUAUUCCUCAAAGGCCGUCCCCAUCAACAACCCCGGACCAGCAACUCCUCUUUCGGCGGCAGCGAAGCAGCGCAUCACAUCCGCAGAGCUGAUGCCGCCUCCGCCGCUCCCUACAAGACCACGUCAGGAGGAGACUCACCAAGAAAACUACCAUCCAGGAUCUAGUCGCAUGAUGUCACCCCCGCAGAUACUCGAGCCUGUCCCAAACCAGCCUUUCGCACACCAGCUUAGUUUGAUCGAACAGACCGCCAACAGCAACCGCGCCAACAGCAACGCUCCCCGUCACUUUGGUGUUAACCCACAGCCCUGGGUUAGUUUCCCAUCUGGCCCUCGCAACGCGCAUCCUCCCACGUACUACACAGUACCCCGCCAUGGUCACCGCAACAACCGUGGCAAUGGCCUGUACGGCGGUCGUGGCAACGCUGCCGGUGUGCCUAUCGAUGCAACCGCCCCGUUCCCCAACCCUACCGCACCACAGGGCCGACCCGACCAACGCCAGACCUACGAGGCCGCUCCCGUCGACUACUCAGACUACACUAUUGGGAAGGAGUCGUGCGGUCUAGUCAACAUCACUGUUGCGACAGAGCGUGCUGGUGGCGAGCCAUGUAAUGCAUGUGCUCCCGACCAUUGA
Molecule: messenger RNA, 2775 nt
Organism: Alternaria arbusti
Lineage: Eukaryota; Fungi; Ascomycota; Dothideomycetes; Pleosporales; Pleosporaceae
Exons: 2
Coding region: 1-2775 (924 amino acids)
Source: RefSeq, a predicted model, not a curated record